Molecule: messenger RNA, 678 nt
Organism: Coregonus clupeaformis (lake whitefish)
Lineage: Eukaryota; Metazoa; Chordata; Actinopteri; Salmoniformes; Salmonidae
Product: NACHT, LRR and PYD domains-containing protein 14-like
Exons: 5
Coding region: 1-510 (169 amino acids)
Molecular function (GO): protein binding
Source: RefSeq, a predicted model, not a curated record
AUGGCUGCUCAGCUCAGGACCAGGAGGAGGCUCUGUGGAGGACAGAGCACUGAGGAGCUGCUUCCCAUCCUGCAUAUUGUCAAGCUGAGCCCCAGCAAAGCUCUGCUACGUCAGCUGCUGGACCUUGUGUGUGAGGGGAUUGAAGAGGGGGUGAUGAGGCACGCAGAGUCCCUGUGCAGAGCCCUGGAUGGAGAGCUGGACCUCAGUGAGACCAGGCUGGACCAGAAGGCCUGUGGAUCUCUGGCCCUGGUUCUGGAACACUCAGAGGGGCUGUCAGAACUGGACCUCAGCCACUGUCAACUCACAGACCACCACCUACAGCCCCUGAUCACACACCUGCACAAAGUACAAGUCCUGGACCUGAGUCACAAUGACAUCACUGAUGCUCUGACUGACAGAAUACUCCAACUGGUCUCCACCAACACUUCAAUACACACCGUACGACUCUUCAACAACAGAAUCCAGGACAGAAGACCCUUCCUGACAGACAAGAGGUUUGAGAUCUGGUGAAGAUAAUGUUGUAUAAUGACAGUAUAAUGUGGUCAAUGUAUAUAAAAGGCUGUUACAAAAUCACACUGAUUGAUCUGAGUCCAUAAAAAUAGUCUUAGGGACAGGAAUGUAUCAUCUGGUGGACAGACGUCUUACAUGUGUUGUCACUCAGGUCCUUAAAAACACAGG